Cydia strobilella is the source of this 1104-nucleotide messenger RNA. It is a transcript of the gene mRpL28, whose product is annotated as large ribosomal subunit protein bL28m. The transcript has 5 exons. Gene Ontology annotation, molecular function: structural constituent of ribosome. NCBI's taxonomy places the organism in Eukaryota, Metazoa, Arthropoda, Insecta, Lepidoptera, Tortricidae. The record is from RefSeq and is a predicted model, not a curated record. Gene Ontology annotation, cellular component: mitochondrial large ribosomal subunit. The coding region runs from base 141 to 992 and encodes 283 amino acids.
CCUCACGUCAUAAUCUCAGUCAUAAUCAUCAUAUCUGUCUGGCAAAAAAAUCACAUUUGAAGGGGCAUAAAUCCCUAAUAAAUUGAACCUAGUGAUAGUCUCAAUUAUAUGACGAUCUUAAAUUUGUAUUAAAAAAAUAAAUGGCUUCGUCACGCAUUCAGGCUACUGCGCGGCAUUUAGCUAAGACGUUCAAGAAAAAAGGCAGGUUUGAUGUUGGAAUAGCAGCUGACUUACCUCAAGCAUACAAGAAAUUUUGGCGAGAAUGGAAAGUUUUGAAACCCGCUGCUGUGCAUUUCGUCCCUCAGGAGGGCAAGUGGAAACGAGACGAGCUGACGGGAGAGACCUUGCCCAUUCAAAACGUCGCAUUUCCCCUGAAGCAUCCUACGGAAAUACACGAGGGUAUCUGGGGUGGUGAAGCUGUGAUUAAAGGUUUUCAAAAACGGGAUCCUCAUAAGCGCCGCGUACCUCACUACUGGGUCCCAGUAUUGAAACGUACAGUGGUCAAGUCCGAAGUCCUCAACACUCAUCUCUCAGUAACAGUCACUGAUCGGACUAUUAGACUCAUCAAUGACCACUAUGGAUUUGACCAUUACCUGCUCAAGACGCCGGCCUGUGAUCUGGUGUCUAUGCUAGCCCUGAAAUUGAAAAAGCACAUACUAACGGAAUUGAUGAAUGGAUGCCCAAGAUAUGCACAUGACUCUACAAAACAAAAAGAAAUUUAUGAGGAAUAUAAGACUUAUUUGUCUUCGUACACUCCAGAAGAGAUUGAAUGGUAUGGAUUGACCUGGUAUGAGGCUCUGUGUAAGGUAGCUAAGCAGAAAGAAGCUGCCACCAGACCUGUACCUUUAAAAAAUGUGUACAGAAAGAAUUUAGUGGAGAAAUUAAAAGCAGCUGGUAUUGAUGGUAGCCAUGCAUCUGCAGAGGAAAUUUCAAACACCACCUCCUGGUUGUCAAAAAUGAACCUGUUUGGGAAGAAAGACGAACAAGCAUAGUGAAGUUAUGUAGUCAAAUGAUAAUUAAAACAAAAUGUUAUGUAAAUCUAUCAUUAAAAAAAAUAGAUAGGUACCUAGUGAAGUUAUUAAUAUAGUUUUGUUUUUUUGCGAA